AUGAGCGACGAGCCGCUCUCGCUCGAGCUGGCGGCCCUCAUCGCGUCGCUCCACUUGUCCGACCUCGCGGCACUCGGCGACUCGCGCAAGGGCAAGGCGCGUCAAGGCGAGGUCGACGACGAGGAGUGCGCGUGCGCCAUGUACGCCAGCGAGCUCGAGGCGGUCGAGCAGGUCGAGGCCGACCGUCGGUUCGCGCUCUCGUUCGAGUCGGCCGGGCACGCCGACGGUCCCGUUCUCGACGAGCUCUCGGCGCAGGAGGAGGUGGCGAGCUACGACCACGAGAUCGCCGUCGCCGUCUCUCGAGGCCGCACCUUCGAGCAGGCCCGUCGCUCGGCGACGGCGUCGCGCUCCUCGUCGUGCUCCGCCUCGUCUCGAGCCAGUCGUUCGACGUCGCUCACGCGCCCGAGCACCUCGUCGCCGUCACCCGGGCUCGACGCGCCUCCUGUUCCUCCUCUGCCGUCGACUUCCGGCCCUCGCGCGCCCUGCGUGAUCUGCACUGAGCGCGUCGCGUCGCACAGCGCCGUCACGGUCCCGUGCGCCGACCAGCACGUCUACUGCGCCGAGUGCCUGUGCGCCCUGUUCCGGGCCGCCACCCGCGACGAGUCGCUCUUCCCGCCGCGCUGUGACGGCGUCCCGAUCCCGGUCGCCCUCGUCGCGCCGCACUUGUCGCCGGCCGACCUCACCGCGUUCGAGAAGAAGGCGAUCGAGUUCCGCACGCCCGACCGGCUGUACUGCGCGACCGCGACGUGCUCGGCGUUUCUCGGCCCGACGAGCGAGACCAAGCGCGGCGUCGAGUGCGGCUCGUGCGGCGCCCAGACGUGCGAGGCCUGCAAGGCGCCGUGGCACGGCCUCUUUGGGCUGUGUGGCGCGAGCGGCGACGACGAGGCAGCGGCUCUGCUCGAGCGCGACAUGCACUUCCGCCGCUGCCCGGGCUGUCGCCGCGUCGUCGAGCUCGACACGGGCUGCUUCCACAUGACGUGCCUGUGCAGCACCCAGUUCUGCUACCUCUGCGCCGCGCCGUGGAAGACGUGCACGUGCCCUCAGUGGGACGAAGACCGUCUCGUGCGCGCGGCAGAGGUUCGUGUGCAGGCCGAAGCUCCGCACGUGCGGCCGGCUCCGCAGCUCGUCGAGCGCAUGGUCGAGCAGCUGCGCGUCAACCACGAGUGCGCGCACCGCUCGUGGUGCUACCGGCCGGGCGGCGGGCAGUGCCAUAGCUGCUACAACCACCUGAGGGGCUACCUUCUUCGUUGCCGAGGUUGCCAAAUGACCGCCUGCGUCCGGUGCCAGCGCAACCGCCUGUAGCU
This is a messenger RNA of Rhodotorula graminis WP1, 1304 nucleotides long. RefSeq lists its product as uncharacterized. Lineage: Eukaryota; Fungi; Basidiomycota; Microbotryomycetes; Sporidiobolales; Sporidiobolaceae. Gene Ontology annotation, molecular function: ubiquitin conjugating enzyme binding; zinc ion binding; ubiquitin protein ligase activity. Bases 1 to 1302 code for a protein of 433 amino acids. The transcript is spliced from 3 exons. Gene Ontology annotation, biological process: positive regulation of proteasomal ubiquitin-dependent protein catabolic process; ubiquitin-dependent protein catabolic process; protein polyubiquitination. Gene Ontology annotation, cellular component: cytoplasm; ubiquitin ligase complex. The record is from RefSeq and is a predicted model, not a curated record.